AUGGCGACACAUGCAUCAGCUGAACCUUCACGCCGUUCACCCAGCCCAGAUCUACAUGAGGAUGACGACUCCAUCAUUUGCAAUCAAGACGAAGCCGAGGCGAUUCUGCAACCUGCUCUAAGUGAAGCUGCUAGACAUCUCACUUCACAAAACACGCCUGCCAUUGAGAAGGCGCUGGCAUUGGACAAAAGCCGGGCUGGUUUGUUCGAUGUUCCCACUGACAGAACUGGUGAUACCAGUCCUGACCUUCCAUCUUCACCCGAGACAUCGCCUCAGGUACCGCAGUUCACUCCCCCAGCCAGGUCUCCCGUGCACACAUUGCAUGAGCCGCCUAAACAUGCUUUGCCUUCUCCGUGGCAAGCUCGGCCGAAACCACCGGCCACCAAAGGUCAUACAAGUAGACCAUCUGGAAGUAUCCUGGGAAACGCCUUAGCACCAGCUAGGAGUCGAUCCAAGUCUGCAGGACAGGAGGCGUUGAGGAGGCUUCAAAAAGCCCUGCCUUCUCUCACCCCACCUACACAUCUGUUACCUUCAAUGUCAAACUCGUUCUUCUCAAGCUCUCAGGAUAGAUCAAGUACGAGCAAUCCGGAUCCCUCAAGUUACUCAUCCCCAGCAACUCGCCAACAUUCACCUCGCAUUCCACCCAAUGCCCUUGGUGUCUCUCAGCCGUUAUCACGACAUAUCCAAGAACCUGCUCCUGCCCUUCGGGAAUCAAACGUGCCCUCGCCCCCUGUACGACCAAAGGUUCUGAGGCGAGUCACUUCUGACGAUAGUCGUCUAUAUCACAGUCUGUCCCGCACAUCUUCUCUUGGAGAUGACGAACGCUUCCAGGAUGUCCGUGAGAUGGUCAACAUUCGAUUCAUGGCUUUAAAAGACAGUCUUCCCGACGUGCCGAAUUUCAAAAUGCCUAGUCUCCCCAAACUUUACAACCAGGCACGAAAAUCAACGAACUCGCUCGGCGCAGCUCAUAUUCCUGACACGCCACCAAGUCAGAACCAAUUUUCCAAGGAGCUUGAUAUUGACUCGAAAGACGGUUCGGCUGUUCUUGACCGGGUCCUUGAAUCUCUUACCGGUGACUUGGUGAUCAUGGGGGGUUACCGUGGCUCUGUCUUGCGAUCCGCCGAGCCACCUUUCCAUCAGGUUUGGGCUCCCGUGAAACUCGGCCUCAACAUGCGCAAGGUCAAUCUGGAAGUCGGGUUGGAGGACGAAGAUGAAGAGCGCAUGGAAGAAACAAUCAAGCCCGAUGGCAUGUUAAAACAUAUAGGUCCCGUGGAUGUUUCGCGGAAGUUUAUCAAAAGGCUCCGUUCAUGCGACAACGCUAAGUCAGGCAAGCUGCGAAUAUGGGACUACGGUUACGAUUGGAGGUUGAGCCCCCAUUUGCUGUCUCGCAAACUGCAGGAGUACCUCCAGGGGCUGCCUUCUAACCAACGGGACACACCAGCUGGCUCUCGUGGAGCUCUUGUCAUCUCUCACAGUUUGGGUGGUAUUAUCACACGCCAUGCUGUCAAUCAGAGACCCGAUCUCUUCUCAGGGGUUUUGUACUGCGGAACGCCACAACGUUGCGUCAACAUCUUGAACCCAAUGCGCCAUGGAGAUGUAGUCCUCUUGAACGAGAAGCUGCUCACUGCGAGCGUCAACUUUACUAUGCGAACGUCCUUCGUUUUUCUUCCAGAGGACGGGUUCUGUUUUGUAGAUAAGAACACAGGAGAAGAGUAUCCUAUCGACUUUUAUGAUCCCCAGGAAUGGAUCAGGUGGCAUCUGAGUCCGUGUAUGCAGCCUGCUUUGCCGCCUCACAAUCGUCCGCAGUCCUCGUCUUUCUCUUCCUUCCUUCCAAACUCUCUGCGAGCUCGCGCCGAGAGCAAGAGCGAGAAGGGGCCCCCUUCGCCAACGGCAGUUGCUCAAGAACACAACCCUAUCGCACCGCAACUCAAUGGGAGUGGUGCCAAGGUGGAGGAACAGAAGCCUUCAGACUUGGAGCGAAAGCGUUACUUGGAUUAUCUCAGCCGAACUCUUACAGCAACUCGCAAAUUUCGUUCCGAACUCGUCCAUUUGCCCGAACACCAGGAAGCAAACGCCUACCCCCCUCAUGCGGUCCUUUAUGGCAAGAGUAUUCCUACGGUGUACGCGGCUCAAGUCACUAGCCGUGAGGGAAUCUGCUGCUCCGACGCUUACGAUGACCUUUUGUUUCGACCAGGGGAUGGCGUUGUAUUAGCGAAAGAGGCCAUGCUUCCGGAGGGUUAUUCUAUUGUCCGCGGUGGGCGGGUAUGUACUGAACGCGGCCAUAUCACCAUGCUCGGCGACCUCUCAGCUAUGGGAAAGGCACUCGAGGCAGUGAUCAGGGGCCGCCGGAAGGGCAUUGGCAUGGGGAUUGGCGGGAACAAAGGGAAGUAG
Messenger RNA from Fusarium coffeatum, 2391 nucleotides. RefSeq lists its product as uncharacterized. The transcript has a single exon. The coding region runs from base 1 to 2391 and encodes 796 amino acids. The record is from RefSeq and is a predicted model, not a curated record. Lineage: Eukaryota; Fungi; Ascomycota; Sordariomycetes; Hypocreales; Nectriaceae. Gene Ontology annotation, molecular function: triacylglycerol lipase activity.